AUGUCCUCCAAACAAGUCCCUGCAAUCCCAACCCUCGAAGAGAAACAUUCCGGUAUCCCCUCACGACUCUACGAAAAAGCUCACCUCGCAAAAUCCUUGAUCCUAGACAUUCAAACAAAACAGCAAAAUGACAGAAAACGAGGCGUUGCUAUACCAGCUGGUGUCGAGAAGAACACCUUCUUUAGAGCCAUUGAUGAAUUGUCUGAGCAAUUGGGCAAGGAGAAUGUGGAAUUGAAUGAUCAGCCGUUGAAGGAUGGGUGGUAUAUGGAGCACCCCAACACUCACGAUGCCAUGCACGUCUUGGACGAGGAGGAGCUUGUCGCCUCUGCUGUCGUUUAUCCAGGCAGCACAGAGGAAGUACAAAAGAUUGUGCUGUGGGCCAACAAGUACAAGGUUCCAAUCUUUCCUAUCUCGAUUGGCAGAAACCUUGGAUACGGCGGCGCCGCACCUCGCGUUCGAGGAUCAGUGGUCAUCGAUCUCGGUCGUCGCAUGAACAAGAUCCUCGACAUCAAUCCUGUCGACCAUACCUGUUUGGUAGAGCCCGGUGUGACCUUUUAUGCUCUUUACGAGGAGAUCCAGCGACGCGGCUACAAGCAUCUUUGGAUCGAUUGUCCGGAUUUGGGUGGUGGCUCUGUACUUGGAAAUACCUUGGAUCGUGGUAUUGGAUACACUGUUUACGGAGAUCACUGGGCUUGCCAUUCCGGCCUUGAAGUCGUCCUUCCAACCGGCGAGCUCAUCCGUACUGGCAUGGGUGCUAUGGCGAAUAGCUCUAGCUGGCAGAUCUUUCCCUAUGGAUAUGGUCCAAUGGCUGAUGGCCUUUUCUCUCAGUCCAACUACGGUAUCGUCACCAAACUCGGAAUGACCUUGAUGCCUAACCCUGGUGGCUAUGAGAGUUAUCUGUAUACCUUCCCCAACGAGUUGGAUCUCGCACCUCUUGUCGACAUCAUCCGCCCUCUCCGAAUCGGAAACAUCCUCGAAAACGUCGCCCAACUCAGACACGUCGUCCAAGCUAUCGCCUACAGCGGCAAGCCACGAAACAGUUACUUCAAAGGCGAAGGUCAAAUGUCCGACGAACUGGUCCGCGAAAUUGCGCGCAAAGAACUCAACUACGGCGAAUUCACCUGGCUUUACUACGGCAUGUCAUACGGCCCGAAGGAAAUCCGGCAAUACAAAUUGGAUAUCAUCCAUAAGGAGUUCUCAAAGAUCCCCGGAGCACGUCGUAUCGAUCCCGCUACCCUGCCCAAGACAGAUUACUUCUGGUCUCGCGACAACAUUGCUGCCGGUAUCCCCGACUUCGAGGAACUACGGUGGGUGAACUGGUACCCUAACGGCGGCCACAUCGCCUUCAGCCCUGUCUCGCCUGUCCGUGGCGCUGAUGCAACUGAACUCUGGAGAAUUGCGCGCAGCCGAGCAGCCGAAUUCGGACAUGACAUAUUCCCCGCUUUCUGUGUUGGACUACGUGAAAUGCAUUUGAUUGUGGAAUGUGUUUUUGAUCGCGAUGACCCAGAUUCGAGAAAGAAGGCUUUGGCCUGUAUGCGGGCUAUGAUUGACGAGGCAGCUUCCAAGGGGUAUGGAGAGUACAGAACACAUUUGGUGUUGAUGGAUCAGAUCGCAAAGACGUAUGAUUUCAACGAUCAUGCCUUGAUGAAGUUUAAUGAGCGUAUCAAGGAUACCUUAGAUCCCAACGGAAUUUUGGCACCUGGAAAGUCCGGGGUCUGGCCGGCUCGGUACCGGGGCCGUGGGUGGGAGAUGUCGGGGUUGGGUGACCAAAGCGAAGGAAGUGGUGUCGCUCGUGAUUCGGCGACCAGAUUGUAG
This is a messenger RNA of Talaromyces marneffei, 1815 nucleotides long. RefSeq lists its product as uncharacterized. Gene Ontology annotation, cellular component: mitochondrion. Gene Ontology annotation, molecular function: D-lactate dehydrogenase (cytochrome) activity; D-lactate dehydrogenase (NAD+) activity; FAD binding. Lineage: Eukaryota; Fungi; Ascomycota; Eurotiomycetes; Eurotiales; Trichocomaceae. Gene Ontology annotation, biological process: lactate catabolic process. The record is from RefSeq and is a predicted model, not a curated record. The transcript is spliced from 7 exons. The coding region runs from base 1 to 1815 and encodes 604 amino acids.